UUAAAAGCCCAAUUUAGACUAAUAAAUGGGCCGCCUAGAGAUAUGGGCCCACAAAUUGGGCAUGUUCUUCUGCUUCCUCUCGUUUCCGCUAGCACCAACGCCCAAACCUCUUCGGCCGCCGCCAUGUUCAACCGACCGCCGCCGCUCCUUGUCCCGGCCGGAAUAUCUCUACGGAAGAUUCUAUAAUAACACUAAAUGAGAACGACUUCGAGAUCAUAAAGUUUCUGUCUUUCGCCCAAAAAAAAAAUCAAAGCCUGAAGCUUGGUGUUGCCUUAAUGAGGCUAUGUACAAAAAAUAAAAGAGUAAUGUUCUUUCUUGAUGAAUAGUAGUUGCUACUCGCUGCCCAUGGAUUCCUCUACGCAUCCGCAUUUCGGUGUAAAAAUCGUUUGAUUUUGUGUUUAUUUAAAAUGAUACAAAAGAUAAGGAUUUAAUAUUGAAUAAAUAUUUCACAAGGUGCAUAUGGGACAUGUUGAUCUAAUUAUUAUCUUCUUUUUUCUUUUUUUUUUAGAUGUAUUUCUUCCAAGAUGGUCUUCUAGCUACAUGUUUCAUUUUCUGAAUAAAGAAAAAAACAAGUUGGCAAAAAACCAUAUGUUAAAAAAAAAAUCAUAGAUACAACCGACGAAACCCAAAACUGAUAUCUCUUUUUCAGCCGCAAAUAUACAUAUUAUAUAUAUAUAUAUAUAUGCCUACAUGCACCUCAUUACAACCUCAUUAGAGAGAUGGUUAAAAUUAGCACGCCUUCUCCGCUGCAGUUCCAGCGAACCGUCUCCGCUGACGUGGCAAAUGCCGCUGUGAGUUCCGGCCACUGUCACAUCCACAAGCAGCCCCUGCCGCCGUUGACGCGAGUGUGCCUCGCGCGUGCUUUGAACGUCCCCGAACACGUGGCGUUCCGUCACAAGCGAGCGGUUAGCCCCACGCAGUGCUACUCCGUCGUGGAGACUGAGAUCCACGCGCCGGCGUCGGCCGUGUGGGCCAUCCUCCGUCGCUUCGAUAGCCCUCAGUCGUACAAGCACUUCGUACGGAGCUGCCACGUGGUGCUGGGCGACGGCGUCCGCGUGGGAUCCGUGCGGGAAGUUCGCGUCGUGUCGGGACUGCCCGCGGGGUUCAGCGUCGAGAGGCUCGAGAUCCUGGACGAGGAGCGCCACGUCAUCAGCUUCAGCGUCGUCGGUGGGGACCACAGGCUCGAGAACUACAGGUCGGUGACGACGGUGCACGAGUCGCCGGACGGGAAGGUGACACGUGUCGUCGAGUCAUACAUCGUCGACGUGCCCGUCGGUAACACAAAGGAAGAGACUUGCAGCUUCGUCGAUACCAUCGUACGGUGCAACUUGCAGUCGUUGGCUCGGCUCGCGGAGAACUCGCCGAAGACUGCGCAAAAAACCUCGUAAUUAAAAUUUUCUUUCUUUGAACUUUUUUCAAAUAAUUUCAAAUAUUUUGACUUUUUUUUUUUUGAAUUCUCGACACGGGUUCGAACUUCGAAAUCAGUCGAGGGUUCUUGGUAAAACUGAGAUUUAAAAAGAUUGUGAUGUUAGUGCGUUUGUUCGUUUUUCGAAGUUAGGGUUUGGGGGAUUUGUCAAGAAUCAAGAUACGAUGUUGACCCCUCUCCCUUCUUCUUGACCUGUUUGUACGCGUGGUUCUUGAAACUUUACAACAGAGAUCUUUAUUAAGAGGGCUUUAUCAUGUAUUUUCCCCUCAGUUUAUAUAUCUAUUAUCUGUUAACAAGAAAAAGGUUAAUAUCUAACAUCUUUCUUCUUUGAAGUUUUGAACG
This is a messenger RNA of Tarenaya hassleriana, 1768 nucleotides long. Its product is annotated as abscisic acid receptor PYL6-like. The coding region runs from base 720 to 1388 and encodes 222 amino acids. The transcript has a single exon. Gene Ontology annotation, molecular function: signaling receptor activity; abscisic acid binding; protein phosphatase inhibitor activity. Lineage: Eukaryota; Viridiplantae; Streptophyta; Magnoliopsida; Brassicales; Cleomaceae. The record is from RefSeq and is a predicted model, not a curated record. Gene Ontology annotation, biological process: abscisic acid-activated signaling pathway. Gene Ontology annotation, cellular component: cytoplasm; nucleus.